Molecule: messenger RNA, 1686 nt
Organism: Nezara viridula (southern green stink bug)
Lineage: Eukaryota; Metazoa; Arthropoda; Insecta; Hemiptera; Pentatomidae
Source: the annotation of a GenBank genome assembly
AUGUUUUUUCAUUUAGUUUUAUUUGUCUUUAUGUUCGUAUGUAAUUUUAAUUUGAUCGUAUCUUCAAGCCAACCAGAAGUUACGCUAGAUCAAGGUAUUGUAAGAGGGUUGUAUACUAAAACAUACAAUAAUCGUGAAAUAGCAAGUUUCAAAAGUAUUCCUUAUGCAAAGCCUCCUGUUGGAAAACAUAGAUUCAAGGAACCAGUUCCUGCUAGCCCUUGGUUGGGUACAUACAAUGCAACAAAUGAACCACCUUCUUGUAUUCAACUUGACUUAUUUUUCACAAAAAGUGUAAUUGGAACCGAGGACUGUUUAUACAUCAAUGUCUAUACACCACAGCUGCCUGAUGGAAAGACCAAAGAACCAAAGCUUCUUGAUGUAUUAGCAUUUGUCCAUGGUGGAGCGUUCUUUGGCGGGGCAUCUACUGAUCAUGGGCCCUUUUUACUUCUUGAAAGGGAUGUAGUUCUUGUGACAUUCAACUACAGGCUUGGUCCUUUAGGUUUCCUUAGCACAGAAGACAGAGUAGUGCCAGGAAAUAAUGGCUUAAAGGAUCAAGUUCUAGCUUUAAAAUGGAUUCAAAAGAACAUAGCAGCGUUUGGUGGCAAUCCAAACAGCGUGACACUUGGUGGGCUGUCUGCUGGUGGGGCAAGUUGUCAUUAUCACUUGCUAUCUCCACUUAGCAAAGGUUUAUUCCAGAAAGCUAUCUGUAUAAGUGGGGUAGCUAUGAAUCCUUGGACAAUGGCGGAAAAUUCAAAAGAAAAAACUAUGAUGAUUGCGACAGAUCUAGGCUGUCCUACAAACGACUCACUGAUUAUGAUUAAAUGUUUGAGGAACAGACCAGCUGAACACAUUAUUGCAUCGACUAAACAAUUUUCGUAUUGGGGAAUCAUGUUCCCACUUGCAGUUUUUGCUCCAGUUAUUGAAAUGCCCAGUGCGACUGCUUUUAUUUCUGAUACCCCUGCAAGCCUAAUAAAUAAUAAACUUGGCUCUGAUGUUCCAACUAUUUUGUCUUUUGCAUUAGAUGAAGGAUUAUGUGGUGGAGGAGAGAUUUUAACCACACCUGGUAUGUUUGCUGAUAUGCAAAAUCGCUGGGAUGAAUUGCUUCCUCUUAUCUUAGAUUAUAAUUACACUGCACCACCUAAGAAAAUGUUGGAAAUUUCUCAAAAAAUAAAAGAAAAAUAUAAAAUUGACGAUACUCCAGAAGGACAUAAAAAUCUUGUUAAGAUGAUUGGAGAUCGCAUGUUUGAAUCUGGCAUAAGUAAAAUUUCAAAAUUGUCAGCUUCGGCUUAUACUUCACCUCUUUAUUUGUACAGGUUUUCUUAUAGAGGAAAAAGUACAGUAAUGGAUUUUUUUGAAAAAACUGAGAAGGACUUAGGUGUCAGCCAUGGUGAUGAAAUUUUUUACACUUUAGGACUUUUUGAUUUCAACCUUCCGGAAACUGAAUCUGAUUUAGAAAUGUCCAAACAAAUGCUUGAUGUAUAUGUAUCAUUUUUAAGAAAUGGAUUAUUAGGUGAAAACUGGGAGCCUGUGAAACAACACUUGCCCAAGAUUGCCUUUACAGACAUCAAAGGUCCCAACAAUUUCCAACUGACAGAAGUUGAAGAAUUAGGAGAAGAAAGUUUUUGGGAUUCCUUAGGUUUUAAUGAAAACUUGAAAUUGCCUGCUCAUCAUCAUGAUGAAUUUUAG